GGGUCGUGUCCCCAAAUCGCGCUUCCUCUCGACCGCUCUCGUAACUGGCCCGCUUUUCUCGAUCUCUUCCCAUCACGUAUAUUUCCACCUCACCCCAUCUAACUUCCCUCUCUGCAUACUCUAUAUCUACGAGGAGUUCAUUGCAAGUCCGCGGCUCUCGAUCCGUUGCAGCUUAGCUACCGCAAUCCGUUCUGCUUCUGCGGUUGUUUUGGGUGGAGGCUUUAGUUUGACUUUGGCUGAUAAGAUUUUCUAGGGCAAAUUUGAAGAUUUAUUUAUUCUUGGAAUUGGAUAAUCUUUUAUGACUUAAGCGAUGGGUACAAAUAGUGCGCAGAAGUUAUCAACCAAUGAUGCAGUGGCCUAUUUGAAGGCCGUUAAAGAUUUGUUACAUGAUAAUAAUGAAAAGUACAAUCAGUUUCUCAACAUAAUGAAGGAUUUUAAGACUGAAAGGAUUGAUACAGAUGAAGUAAUUAUGAGAGUGCAAGAACUCUUUAAAGAGCAUCCUGAGCUAAUCAUUGGUUUCAGAACUUUCGUGCCUAAGGGCUACAAGAUAAAGAUUCCUGCGGAAAAGAAGCCUGUUGAGUUCCAAGAAGCAUUCAUCUUUGUGAACAAAAUUAAGAGGCUAUUUCAGAAUGAUGAACAUACUUAUAGGUCAUUUUUGGAUAUUCUAAACAUGUAUAGAAUGGAGAUUAAAUCGAUCUCUGAUGUUUACCAAGAGGUUGCAUUGCUUUUUAAAAAUCAUAAAGAUUUAUUUAUGGAAUUUUUACGUUUUUUACCUGAUGCCCCUUCAUCAACUACUCAUAAUGCAUCAUCUGGUAGACCUUUAAUGAGAAAUGUCGGGCAUCCUUCUACAGAAAAGGUAGAGGACAGAGAUAAGGAUAAAGAACUCGAAAGAGAUUACACAAAUAGGGGCCUUGAAAGCGAUAAAGAUAGAGAAAAUAAGUUAAUUAAUCGAGAAUCUCCAUCCGUAUCCAAAGUUGAGGCUAAUCAUGAAGUUUCUUUAUUAAACCCGAUUUCAGACCCUCAUCCCUCAAGCGAUGGCUGCACGCCUAGCUAUAUUCUGCUGCCAGAAAAUUGCUGUACACCACCCGGCCGCAAAACUGAACUUGGCUUAUCCGUUCUAAAUGAUGUUUGUGUUUCGGUGGCAUCUGGAAGUGAGGAUUAUUCUUCCUAUCACAGGGAGAAAAACCAAUAUGAGGAAAUAUUAUUUAAAUGUGAAGAUGACAGAUAUGAGAUGGAUAUGUUAUUGGAGUCGGUAAAAUCAACUGCUAAGAGAGUUGAGUUAUUGCUAGAAAGGAUGCAGCAUAAAAUCAUUAAACCAGAUUCUCCAUUUCCCAUUGAGGAUCACUUAACAUCUCUAAAUUUGAGGUGCAUUGAACGGCUAUAUGGCGAUCACGGCCUUGAAGUGAUGGAUGCUUUGCAUGAAAGUGCUGGUCUUGCAUUGCCUGUCAUAUUGACCCGUUUGAAGCAGAAGCAAGCGGAAUGGUCUAUGUGCCAGGCCGAAUUUAAUAAGGUCUGGUCUGAGAUUUUUGCAGAGAACUAUCAUAAAUGGCUCAAUCAUUCCAGUUUAUGUUCCAUGCAACGAGAUAUGAAGAGCUCAAGUCCAGAAGCUCCAUUGGCUGAAAUCGCAAAACUUUGCGAGAGGAAGAGGAAAGAGAAUGGCGUGGUUCUUUCCCUUGCUGCUGAAAAUCAGAGACCUAUAGUUUCUAAAACGGAGUUUGAGCACUUGAACCCAGAUAUCCAUGGGAUCCACUCCGAAAACAUUUCACCCGGACAAAGUAGCAUGUAUGAGGACAAACUUUUGGAACCUGAGCUGGACGUUUCCCAUUCUCCUCAAACAGAGGAGACUGAUACUGAAUAGAGUAGUGCUAAAACAAGCUCAUUCAGAGCGGAUGUAAAUAUUGGUAGAAGAGGGACUGGUUCUUAAGAAUAGUUUUUAUAGCUCUGAGCAACUUGCUUCGCCGUUGGACAGCCUCAAAGGCGUCCUGAGUCUAUGUCCAUCAUCGUCGUCUUCUUCUCUAACUUCCGGACUUUUGUUGCUGGUAGGAUGGACGAGACAAAGAGUUGAUGAUUUAGGACAUUGAUCUACCUGAAUCCAAUUACAAGCAAUCAUGCAAUUUUAUAAAAGUUGCAUGUAGACUAAGAAAGGAAUCAUAUAGUUUGAAUGAGGGAAAGAUAAUUUCAUGAUUUAUGAAUUAGUUUUGAGUGUUUGAAUGUUUCUUUCAAUCUGUAAUCUGAUCAUAGCCUAUUGAAUAUAUUUUCUGUUAAUUCUAAAGCUGUUGAAAGGUCAAGGAAUUUUUUCAAAGGCCAUGAUCAGAUUACGGAUGCAUUUUCUUUAUAACUCUGAGUUUGUUUUUCUGACAAUCAUUAUGUUUGGAGAAGUUAAUCUAAUAUUAUCUGGAGAGAAUUGACUCAU
Phalaenopsis equestris is the source of this 2413-nucleotide messenger RNA. RefSeq names its product paired amphipathic helix protein Sin3-like 5. The record is from RefSeq and is a predicted model, not a curated record. Gene Ontology annotation, molecular function: transcription corepressor activity. The transcript has 12 exons. NCBI's taxonomy places the organism in Eukaryota, Viridiplantae, Streptophyta, Magnoliopsida, Asparagales, Orchidaceae. Gene Ontology annotation, cellular component: chromatin; histone deacetylase complex. Bases 311 to 1858 code for a protein of 515 amino acids. Gene Ontology annotation, biological process: negative regulation of transcription by RNA polymerase II.